AAUGCACGGCAACGAUGUUUCCGAGUGUAGCAGGGCACGAGCCCAUUCAGCCACACUGGGUACACUGUACACUGUAUGUACAUUGUUUCGUACUUCGCCUGUGACAUGCUGUCAUUUAUAACUAUACACGUGGUGGAGGUACAGUUUUAAGCAACGUGAAUGCAUUUAUGAAUGUUGUUAUUAUAAUUUCAAUUGUAUAGAGAAAAAUGACUUACAAACUUUCGGUCAACUCUAGAAAUCCGCCGACAGACACCUUGAUAGUAGUAGAAUUAAUUAAUUCUGAAAGCAAGAGUAAAAUCGAUGUACUUUGGCGCGAUGAUUGGACGAAGAAGGAAAAUGUUCAAUUAAUGGAUAGUCAGAAUAAAGUGUUAGCAGAAACAAGUAAUGAAGUAGGUCGUUAUUUUGCUAGAACUACACACAUAAAUUUAUAUGGAGGUACCGAUCCUCUUGAAAAAACUAAAGUCGAUCAUUGGCUAUCCUUCGUGAUUGGUUCUUACGGACGCGGUCCAUUAAAAGAGGAUCUGCUACGUUAUUUGGAUAAUAUAUUGAUGGCAACCACUUGGUUGGUUUCUAAAAAGUUGACGUUAGCCGAUAUCUCUGUAUUCUGUAUGCUUUUGAAUAACGAAUUUGUAACAAAGUUUGAGAGACAAUUUGUUAAUAUAAACAGAUGGUACAGGCAAAUACUUUCGCUGCCUGCUGUCGCAGAGGUAUUAUCGUCGAUUAAGAAGAAUACAAAAAUGAUCGUUGUUAACAAUGUGCAAUCUGAAAAAGCUACUAAGAGACAAACUGGCCAAAGAAAACAGGAAGGUAAAUUCAUUGAUUUGCCUGGAGCAGAAAUGGGAAAAGUUGUAGUACGUUUUCCACCAGAAGCAAGUGGAUUUCUGCACAUUGGUCAUGCUAAAGCAGCUUUGUUAAAUCAGUAUUACGCGGAUACCUUCAAAGGACUACUUAUUAUGAGAUUCGACGAUACAAAUCCUGCAAAAGAAACUCUAGAAUUCGAGAAAGCUAUUCUGGAAGAUUUAGAGUUAUUAAAAAUUAAACCUGAUCGAUUUACACAUUCGUCCGAUUAUUUUGACUUGAUGUUGGAGUAUUGUACUAAAUUAAUAAACGAGGGAAAAGCAUAUGUGGAUGAUACUCCUGCUAAUAUAAUGAAAGAACAACGUGAUCAAAAAUUAAUGUCAUCGAAUAGAAAUAAUUCAAUAGAGAAGAAUCUUCAACUAUGGAACCAGAUGCAACAAGGGACUGCAAAGGGAGAAGAAUGUUGCGUUAGAGCAAAAAUUGAUUAUGAAUCGGCAAAUGGAUGUUUACGAGAUCCAACGAUAUAUAGGUGUAAACCAGAGCCUCAUCCUCGAACUGGAACAAAAUACAAAGUCUAUCCAACGUAUGAUUUCGCUUGUCCCAUCGUCGAUGCUAUAGAAAAUGUUAGCCACACUUUACGUACAACGGAAUACCAUGACAGGGACGUCCAAUUUUAUUGGAUAAUUGAUGCUCUAGGUUUGAGACGUCCUUAUAUAUGGGAGUACUCACGUCUGAAUAUGACCAACACUGUACUUUCGAAACGAAAAUUAACAUGGUUCGUUGACGAAGGUCUCGUUGACGGAUGGGAUGAUCCGCGUUUUCCCACAGUAAGGGGUAUUUUAAGAAGGGGAAUGACUGUCGAAGGGUUGAAGCAAUUUAUAAUUGCUCAAGGGAGUUCUAGAUCUGUUGUUUUCAUGGAAUGGGACAAAAUAUGGGCAUUUAACAAGAAGGUUAUCGAUCCGAUUGCUAUCAGGUAUACUACUUUAGAUUAUGAUAAGCUUAUACCAGUCCAUAUAGACAACGUGAAGGAAGAGUGGCUAACAGUUCAGAAUCAUCCAAAAGAUCCUUCUAAAGGUAACAAACAGGUAUUCACGAGUUCAUUGGUGUACAUAGAGAAAGACGAUGCAGAUGUGUUGGUUGAAAAUCAAAAUGCGACAUUCAUCAAUUGGGGUAAUAUAUUAAUAAGAAAACUUGAAAGAGAUAGUACAGGCGUUAAAAAAGUACUAGCGCAAUUAAAUUUGGAGAACAAAGAAUACAAGAAUACAUUGAAGAUAACGUGGCUAUCGGUACCGUCGCAUAACAGCGACAAUGAUAUUAGUAAAACUAGUCCAAUACCGUGCUACGCUGUGUAUUUCGACCAUAUCAUAAGCAAGCCAGUUUUGGCAAAGGAUGACGACUACAAAAAUUUCAUUGCUAAAGACACAAGAAUCGAGAUACAAAUGAUUGGCGAACCGGAAUUGAAGCGCGUGAAGAAAGGAGAAAUUAUUCAAUUGCAGAGGAAAGGAUUUUUCAUAUGCGAUGUAUCUUACGCACUCGCUAGUCCAUUCUCUUCCAGGGAACAACCUCUGAUUUUGUUUCAUAUACCGGAUGGACACAGCACCAAUACAACAAAAGCUGCAUCUUCUGCACCAACAAAUACGGUUAAAGGAUUGUUGCAGAAACAUGAAUUUGUGCAGAAUGCCGACACGAUUAUUGAGAAAAUUGUUGCUCAAGGUAAUAGAGUGCGUAACUUAAAAUCUCAAAAAGCAGAUAAAGCUUUAAUCGAUACAGAGGUGAAGGUACUUCUAGACUUAAAAGUCGAAUAUAAAGCGUGUACUGGGAAAGAUUGGAAGCCAGAAAUAGCUCCAAACAAGCCAUCGCAAGCAUUUCUUAACACGAAUCAAACUACAUUGACUAAUGAUAUUACCCAACAAGAAAGUAAAAUCCAUGAAUUAUUGAUCAAAGUAAAUGAGGAAAAGCAACGACUUUCUUCUUUGAGAGCAGAAUACAAAGAUAAAGUGGGUAUCGAUUGGACGGGUACAUUUGCCAAAAAUACAAAAGAGUUGAAUGUUGAUCAACUGUCAGUGAAUAUACAGAAACAGGGAGACAAAAUAAGGCAGUUGAAAUCAACCAAGGCAGACAAGAGUGUCAUUGAUCAAGAAGUAAAAUUACUACUCAAACUGAAGGCAGAUUACAAAGAUGCAACUAAUAAGCAAUGGCAACUACCCAUCGCUGUAGCAAAUACGACAGAUUCUAAUAUUGAUCAAUUAUCGGAGAAUGUACAAAUACAAGGAGAUAGAGUGAGGCAAUUGAAAGCUUCGAAAGUAGAGAAAAACGUAAUCGAUCAAGAAGUAAAGUUACUUCUUAAAUUAAAAGCUGAUUACAAGACUGCGACUGGCCAAGAAUGGAAAUCAGUCGCUACUACAACUGGUACUAUCGCAGAUAAAGGCGAAUCUGCUAAUGCUGUUGCUCUAAAUUCGAAAGAUGUACAAAAGCAAGGAGACGAAGUAAAACAGUGGAAAGUGUGGGGAGCAAGGGAAACCGUCCUCGGAAAAAAGGAGAAACAACUUACUGCUACUCCACCAUUGGAUGUCGAUAACGAGGAAAAGCCAAAAAUUGAACAGCUCUCGAAAAAUAUAGAAAAACAGGGAGAUAAAGCGUCGGAUAAACCAAAUGCGAGCUUGAAAAAGGCAUCUUAUAUCCCCAAGACUAAGAAACAAAAGAAUAUUGCUAGCGAAGGUGCAAAAGAUGCGGAUAAUGGAAAAACUGGAACUCGAUUGGGAAUGGAAGUGAAAAAGGAAGAAAAUUUUUUCGAGUGGUACUCUCAAAUUAUCACUAAAAGUGGGAUGAUCGAGUAUUACGACGUGUCCGGUUGCUACGUCCUUCGUCCAUGGAGUUUCACCAUAUGGAGAAUGAUAAAAGAUUACAUGGACAAGGAAAUAACAAAAUUGGGAGUUCAAGAAUGCUACUUUCCAAUUUUUGUGUCACGAUCGGUAUUGGAAAAAGAAAAGACGCACAUAGCAGACUUUGCACCGGAAGUUGCGUGGGUUACAAAGUGUGGGGAAUCGGAUUUAGCGGAACCAAUUGCUAUCAGACCAACAUCGGAAACUAUAAUGUAUCCAGCCUACGCCAAGUGGUUGAAGUCCGAUACUGAACUUCCCUUGAGACUGAAUCAGUGGAACAACGUGGUGAGAUGGGAAUUCAAAGAUCCGAAACCUUUCUUACGUACAAGAGAAUUUCUUUGGCAGGAAGGUCAUUCUGCUUUUGCUACCAAAGCCGAGGCGGAUGAGGAAGUAUAUACAAUAUUGGAUUUGUAUGUCAGAGUAUACGAAGAUUUAUUAGCGGUCCCUGUUGUUAAAGGCCGUAAAACAGAAAAAGAGAAGUUUGCCGGUGGGGAUUACACUACCACGGUUGAAGCUUUUAUUUCAACGAGUGGUCGUGCUAUACAAGGAGCAACUAGUCACCAUUUGGGGCAGAACUUUUCGAAAAUGUUUAACAUUCAAGUGGAGGGUGCGACAGAAGUGGAUGAGAAGUCGUUCGUUUAUCAGAAUUCAUGGGGCUUAACUACUAGAACAAUAGGUGUUAUGAUAAUGGUUCAUGGCGACGAUAAAGGUUUGGUACUCCCACCAAAUGUAGCCUGUAUUCAAGUUAUCAUAGUACCUUGUGGUAUUACAGCUAAUACAACGUCGGAACAGCGAGAACAUUUAUUCGCUGAAUGUAAUAAGUUGUUGGAUGAGUUGUCAAAAGAUAAAACUCUUCGCGUGAAAGCCGAUUAUCGUAAUAAUCGUACUCCAGGUUGGAAAUUUAAUCAUUGGGAGUUGAAAGGAGUACCAGUUAGGAUCGAAUUAGGUCCCAAGGACUUGGAAAAGGAUCAAGUGACACUCGUACGUAGAGACACUUGCAAGAAAAUAGUUGCAAAGAGGCCCAGGGUACUUUCUACGUUAGACAUUAUAUUGGCCGACAUACAAUCAAACAUGCUUGAAAGAGCCAGGAAGAACUUGAACGAACAUAUUAAACGUGUUGAAAACUGGAAUGAUUUUUGUUUGGAACUAAAUAAAAAGAAUAUACUAUUGUCGCCAUUUUGCGGUGAACCAUCUUGCGAGGAUAAUAUUAAAGCUGGUAGCGCACGCGAGAACACGGAGGAAGAGCCUGGAGCGCUUUCAAUGGGCGCUAAAAGCCUUUGUAUACCAUUCGAACAGCCAGUCUCGACUGAUGUUCUUGCUAAACAAACAUGUAUCUAUCCUAGUUGCCAGACUAAACCGAAAUUUUAUACACUGUUUGGUCGCAGUUAUUAAAAUGUUUUUAUAAAGAAGAUUCCCGGCAAUUGUCUCUCAAAGCAUUUUAAGGACACCUGUGUUUUCUACAAUUUUGUGUAUGUUAUUAAUAGCAGUUCUAUUGUAUCAUAUUAACAUAAAUACAUAUUCAUCGCUUGAAUUCUACUUCUA
Megalopta genalis is the source of this 5222-nucleotide messenger RNA. RefSeq names its product Glutamyl-prolyl-tRNA synthetase (gene GluProRS). Gene Ontology annotation, biological process: translation; glutamyl-tRNA aminoacylation; prolyl-tRNA aminoacylation. Gene Ontology annotation, cellular component: cytoplasm; aminoacyl-tRNA synthetase multienzyme complex. NCBI's taxonomy places the organism in Eukaryota, Metazoa, Arthropoda, Insecta, Hymenoptera, Halictidae. Gene Ontology annotation, molecular function: glutamate-tRNA ligase activity; proline-tRNA ligase activity; ATP binding. The record is from RefSeq and is a predicted model, not a curated record.